AUGGCAGACGAGCAGUUUGAAGAGGAUGAGCUUUUAAAAGAAGAAAAACUAUCUGCAGAGAAGUAUGCAAAAAGUCUGGCACAGUACGAGCAGGCGCUUGCACUUGACCGGCCAUCUGCGUUUAUGAACAUUCUCAAGGUACCAGGAAUAGUUUUUUUUGCUGGCGUUGGGGGGUAUGUUUUGGGAUGGCUUGAGUUUAGGCCAUGGGUUAUUAUCCCUUUACUGUACACAAUAGGUUUUGUGUUUCUCUCUCGAAUCAAGGAGUUUAAGCGAAGCAUGGAGGCGUUUGUUUAUUUUUCAAUUAGAAAGCAAACUGUGUCUAAGUAUGAAAAGGUUGACUGGAUGAAUGCAGUCACUGAAAAGGCAUGGAGAUAUGUUGAAUCAACUAUUUCAAAGACACUGCUGCUUAGAGUCAGCGCAAUACUAAGGAAUAUUAAAGUUCCAAUGGUUAGUGAUAUCCGACUGGAUAGGUUUACGCUUGGGGGGCAGGCUCCGGUGAUAGAAGGCAUUAGAAUAAGACAAUCAUGUAGAGAGUCUUUGAUAAUAGAUGCUACAAUGCACUUUAUUCCAUCUGUAUCUGAAGAAAUGCACUCUAGCUUAGGCACUCCGGGAGAGAACAAUGUUACCUGGAACUCUAACAUUACAUUCACUAUCCGGGUAGGAGGAUCUUCUGCCGGAAUAGAUAUGCCAGUCACACUGAAGAACGUGUCAUUUAGAGGAAGCGUGCGUAUUAAGCUAAACUUUACAUACGACGCAAGUGUCAUAGAGGGAGUUGAGUUCUCUUUCUUGAAGCAGCCAAUGAUUGGAUUCAAUAUUGUUCCAUUAAAAAUGCUGGAUAUAAUGGACAUUCCUGGACUGGCAAGCACAAUAAAAAAAGUUAUUGAGAUGGGCAUUGAAAAAGAGGUGCUUUACCCCAAAAGAAUUUCAGUUGCACUGAAGCCCAAGUCAAUGUACUAUGUGGGGGCUAUUUCUGUGCAUGUGCAUCGUGUAUACACAAAAGCAAAAGACAAUCUUACUUUGUCAAUUGGAUUAAAUGGGAGAAAAGGACACUUCAUAGCACCAAUUGAAAAUGAAGAUUCUAACUAUAUAUCAUAUCUACCAAUUAAAAACAUGGACGACUUGGUCUUUAUCUUUAUUCAAAAAAAUAAUGAGAAAGUGCCAAUAGCAACAACGACCUUUUCAAUCGAGAAGAUUUGCAUGCAGUCAAGAACCCAUGGAAUCUUCCCACUAUCAAAUGGACAGGGAUAUAUUGAUGUAUCCUUUUUAUAUCAUCCAAAGAUAAAUGUUGACAAAGUAUCAGAGAAUGAAACACCAAAAUCGGCUAUUGUGACAGUAAAGCUAGCGCAAUUGAUAGAUAUGGUGGAUGUAAUGGGCAUGCCAUACAAGAAUCUUUCUGUUAGAGCAACUGCGUAUAUGCGGCAGAAAAGAACAAAAAGUAAAGAUCCAACACACAUGUCUGCAACUGAGCUUAUGCCAGAGGAAAAUGAUACUGCAAGUCCUGGGUUUUCUGUUACAAAUGAUUCUUCAACAGACUCAGAUGAGGAGCUUAAAAAAAAUCCUAAGAGAAGUCUUCCUGCCAACGAAAUACUUGGUGUGUUUACGACUUCAACUGCAAGAAAUGUUUCAAGUCCAGCAUUCGAUGAUAAGUUUGUGUUUUUCACCAGAGAUACUAAGCGAGCUAUAAUAACAAUUGAAGCGCUUGACAAGAAAAGAGUUUUAGGAAGUUUUAAUGUGAACAUUCGCAGAGGUAUAUCAAUUUCAUACGGAACAUUUGACUUUUGGCACAUGCCUGCAGGAAGAGCCAAGCUUCUGUUUUCUGCGGAGUACUGCUGCAGAAUCAAGGUAAAGAUGCAGAAGUAUACCCACGUGCGCAUGGUUAAAAUCAAUACUAUAGAAACAGAGGGUGUGUUUUCCGGUUAUCUGGUAACUUCUGGUAGAGUUGUGCCUGUACAGCCAUUCUUCUCGCACGCUAUUGGAGAGUACUCAGGAAUCACAUUUGUGCCCCUUUUGUCAAUGGACGAAAUAACCAAAUAUGUUGCAUAUCUAAAGGACGAGGUAUAUGGCGGAUGCGAUGUGGUGAAUGGCGAGUCAUACAUUGCAGACUCUAAAAUUGACAUGAGUAUAACAGAUUAUGAGAUUUACAACCACACGCCCGAAGAUAAAAAGGCCGAAGUCAGUAUAGACCAGGAAAGUGAGGAAAAAAAUAAUACUAGCGAAGAAGAAGCAAAGGAAAAAAGGCCGAUGAAAGCAUCCAGCAUAAAUCAUGUGCUUUCUAUGGAGUCAUCAGAUUUAAAUUCUCCACCCGAAGAAAUGCCAAUUAAAUCCGCAUUCAUUCAAAUGCGUGUUGUGGUAUGCAGAGUAAACCAUCCAAUAUUCCUGGAGUUUUCAAAGGAUGGCAUUGUUGUUGACAGAAGUGCCCCCAGCUCUGGAAAGAAGCUUUAUGGUGAGUUUAUUUUCUUUAGUGACGUGACUAUCUCAGUGUUUACAGUUAAAGAAGGCUUCCUUAUAGGCAGGUUCCAUCUAUUCAAGCCUAGCGGAAGGCAUGAGAUAAAACUAACUAAUGGCCAGCUUUUUGUCAUAGAUGUUAACAACAGAUACUAUAAAGGUCCUUCUCUUCAGGCCAUACAGACGGGAGCUCUCUCUAUAUCAGGCCUUGCCAUGCAGAUAAAAGACUUAGCUGAGCCCGAUGUGUAUUCCAGCAUAUUCCUAGAAAUACUGGUAGGCAGCGAGUCUAAAAUAACAAAGGCAUCUUCUGAUAUCGCAUCUCCUUGCUUUGAUGAAAGCUUUUCGUUUCCAGUUUUCACUCCUGUGGACACAAUAGAAAUAAAAGUCUAUGGAUGGACCCUUCUAAAAGAGAAAAAGUUCUUGGGGGAGGUAGAGAUUAGUGCAAAUGCAAUUUCACCAGACGAAUCUGCAAUUACUGCGAGCGUGCCCGCUAUGUGCAUAGACAGUACUUCAACUAUUUAUAAAUUAAAUGCAAUUAUGAUUUUGCAUAAAAAUGGAAGAGUAUGAAGGAUGGUCACUCGAUGAGUCAGAACUACUAGAAGUACAAGAAAGAACUUUCUUCCUAACGCAUGAAGUAGUAAAGAUGUACUCAUACUUGCAAUGGUAGCAAAUGCCAAUAAAUG
This is a messenger RNA of Nematocida parisii ERTm1, 3128 nucleotides long. RefSeq lists its product as uncharacterized. Lineage: Eukaryota; Fungi; Microsporidia. The coding region runs from base 1 to 3012 and encodes 1003 amino acids. Gene Ontology annotation, molecular function: lipid binding. The transcript has a single exon. The record is from RefSeq and is a predicted model, not a curated record.